Phascolarctos cinereus (koala) is the source of this 1947-nucleotide messenger RNA. It is a transcript of the gene DUSP18, whose product is annotated as dual specificity phosphatase 18. Gene Ontology annotation, molecular function: protein tyrosine phosphatase activity; MAP kinase tyrosine/serine/threonine phosphatase activity. The record is from RefSeq and is a predicted model, not a curated record. Gene Ontology annotation, biological process: peptidyl-tyrosine dephosphorylation. Gene Ontology annotation, cellular component: cytoplasm. Lineage: Eukaryota; Metazoa; Chordata; Mammalia; Diprotodontia; Phascolarctidae.
GGCCCUUCGCCCCUCCCCCUGCCCUCCCUCCGUCCCCUUCCCGUCGGCCGCAGCCCCAGGGAGGCUCUGGGGAGCGCCUCCAAUCCCAUCAGCCCUUUCGCCUCAAGCUCUUACCGUAAUUCCCAGAAAGGAGGCGAAAAAGCCUCGCGAAGGUGGUGCUUUGACAGAAGCACCGAGAUUCCGCUACCUGACUCAGCCGCCUUGGAUUGUCUUGAUCUGGAACCCUGCCAGAAACGCCCAGAGACCAUAUGCUCACGGUCAGUUCUGGGAACCAGCUUUUUGGAAGGACAUGGAUCAUCUGGAGUCAUCCCCAGGAGGCAGCCAGGAUGGCAAAAGGCCUCCCGUUCUUGCUGGGCAGCCUGCGGUCUGUGGCCUGUCCCAGAUUACCAGCAGCCUGUACCUCGGCAAUGGCUUGGCCGCUAACAACAAGGUCAUACUGUCCAGCAACCGAAUCACCACCGUCAUUAACGUGUCCGUGGAGGUGGUGAACACCUUCUACGCCGACAUUCAAUACGUCCAAGUGCCUGUGGCCGACACCCCGCUCUCCCGCCUGUACGACUUCUUCGACCCCAUCGCCGAUAAGAUCCACACAGUGGAGAUGCAGCAGGGCCGUACGCUGCUGCACUGCGCGGCCGGAGUCAGCAGGUCAGCAGCCCUCUGCCUGGCCUACCUCAUGAAGUACCACUCCAUGUCCCUGCUGGACGCUCACACCUGGACCAAGUCCUGCCGACCCAUCAUUCGGCCCAACAACGGUUUCUGGGAGCAGCUCAUUCACUACGAAUUCAAACUCUAUGGCAAAAACACAGUUCGCAUGGUGAACUCUCCCUUUGGCGUGAUCCCGGAUGUUUAUGAAAAGGAAGUCAGAGUGAUGAUUCCACUGUGAUGGUGAUUAGCUUUCUGCUAUUCAGGGUGAAGGGUGCAGACCUGUCAUUGGCUCUAGACCACAGUCUGAACUUGAAAAUAAACUCUUCAGCUCGAGUAUUAUACUUUGAUCGAUACAGAAAAGCAGAUGACAAUGUGAGAUCAAGGAGCGAGCUCUCCCAGGGGCUUUAACCUUGAAUCCGCAUCUAUAAAGAAUAAAACUCAGUCACUACAAAAGUUAUCAAGAACUUAGUGAUCGAGAACCUCCCCGUCUGUGCCCGAUUCCCCGGGGCUAGUCAGGGAGGACGGGUGAGCAGGGGAGGUGGACUCCAAACGUCGGUUCAGCAGAGAGAAGCCAGCAGGUAGCCUCUUGGAGCUGAUGCCAAAAGGCUGGGGACAACUGACAGGUCUGGGAGACUCAAGCCUGGCCAGUGACCAUGUCUGCCAUCGCUCCUAGGGCCAGGGGUGAGCCCUUCCUCCCCUUCCCUGCCUGCUGCCUCCCCCUCCAGUUACUUUCUGGUGAGUCCAGCCACAUGGGCCGACAGGCCCGAACCCUGUGGAGAUUCAGGGGCUGACCGGAUGACUGAGAGGGGACAUAUCUCCAUGCCCUGAGCCAGCCUACCUUCUGCCCCUGCUCUCCCCUCUCCUGAGAGGCGGGGUUGCCUCAUAGGCUUCCAGAGAUCAUUCCAGUAUCUCACUAAGGCACACUGCAGGGGUACCCCAUUUCAUCUCAUCCUUUCGUAGUGCCCUCCCCAAGUUCAUCUGACCAAGCCCUGCCUUGGCAUUGCUCAUGCCAGAUAGGUAGGUUAGCUGAGACCCAGGUGCUCAAGCUUUCUUCCUUUGGAAUGAACAGCUUCUGUCUGUGCCUACUGAAGUCAGUUGCAGGGCACCAAUAAAUGGCACACGGUAGGUAGGGUGUGCCUGUAGGUGGCCGGCUCUCUCUCCCCUCCGUGCCCCCUCCCAAGCCCUUUAAGUGGGAUGAGGUCUGAUUAUGUCUGAAGUGGGUUAGUAGCAGAGUUCCCUGGAACACAUUUUUCAUUGGCUAAAAGAUCUUUUAGAACAAAUGAUCCUUAAUAAAACUUGUAA